Molecule: messenger RNA, 3914 nt
Organism: Brienomyrus brachyistius
Lineage: Eukaryota; Metazoa; Chordata; Actinopteri; Osteoglossiformes; Mormyridae
Product: copine-3-like
Exons: 3
Coding region: 242-2908 (888 amino acids)
Biological process (GO): positive regulation of tumor necrosis factor-mediated signaling pathway; regulation of RNA splicing; cellular response to calcium ion
Cellular component (GO): nucleoplasm; plasma membrane; ribonucleoprotein complex
Molecular function (GO): RNA binding; calcium-dependent phospholipid binding
Source: RefSeq, a predicted model, not a curated record
GCUCUGUUCAGGCCUCCGUCAGGGCGGACAUUUUGUAUUGCUGCGCUGCGGGAGGAGAGGAGCCAGGAAGGGGGCAGGAGCGCCGGCCAUCGGCUCGUUAAAUUAAAUUAAAUCUGUUUGUGUGCAGAUAUUUUGGUCUAGAGUUGGGUUUUAAUUGCUUGCCGUCAGGAUUGACUUGGGUAUCCUGUGCAACUUAUAACGAAGCACCUCUUAAUACAGGUGUGUGUUGGUACGCCUCAGCAUGGCUGUGGUCAUCCGCCUGCAAGGUCUCCCCAUUGUGGCGGGGACCAUGGACAUUCGCCAUUUCUUCUCUGGAUUGACCAUUCCGGAUGGUGGCGUGCAUAUUGUAGGGGGUGAACAUGGUGAGGCUUUUAUCGUUUUCGCCACCGACGAAGACGCAAGGCUCGGCAUGAUGCGUACCGGGGGGACAAUUAAGGGGUCUAAGGUGUCACUUUUGCUGAGUAGCAAGACCGAAAUGCAGAACAUGAUCGAGCUUAGUCGCAGGCGUUUCGAGACUGGUAACUCGGAGGGACCUGCAGGGAAUGGUAGGUCUGGGCCACCAGUUAGCAGUGGUGGAAGUGGGAGGUCUAGCUUGCCGACUACCAUGCCGGGGUUCAGCAACCCCUCACCAACCACCAUCACCACUACUUCCUCCGUGCACGAAUCUGUGAGCAACAAAAGCAUAUCUACGUUUACAACGACCAGCAUGGCAAGCAUGCCCCCGAGCUUCAGCAACAACUUCAGCAGCCCCAGUCUUACCAUGGGAUCCACUAUGACGACAGCCAUGUCCACCUUGAAUUCUGUUCCGCCCCCUAUACCACCUUUGCCCACUUUACCAUCUCUGCCACCCAUGCCUUCCAUACCACCAAUGCCGGUGCCGCCGCCAGUGUCCAGUUUGCCGCCAGUUCCUGCUGUAACGCCCUUAACUCCUGUACCCCCUGUUCCACCUAUGACUCACAUGCCGCACAUACCUACUCUGCCCCCCUUCAAUCCAGGUGUCCCUCCCCCAGUUGGUCCUGUGACCAGUGGAUUAAGUGGCUCAGGGCCUCCAUUAUCUAUUAGCAACCCGAGCCAUAUGUUCCUUGGACCUCUGAACCCACUGGGCCCCCUGAAUAUCCAGGCUCCGUUGAAGUCCACUGCUGUCAGUCCAGAUGAGUUGUACAUACACCUCCAAGGCCUGCCAUUUUCUGCCACUGAAAUGGAUGUCAGGGACUUCUUCCAGGGCCUGGGAGUGGACUCAGUACGUUUUCUGAGGGACCAUCUUGGCAGGAGCAAUGGUAAGGCAUUGGUGAAGUUUUUUGCACCCCAGGAUACUUUCGAAGCUCUUAAAAGAAACAAUGGAAUGAUAGGUCAGAGGUAUGUCGACAUGACGCCUGUGACUGAGAGGCAGUGGCUUGCUUCGGGCGGAGCAAGCAGCACAAGUGGAGGUCAAGGGUCAGACAAACACGCAAGCAGCACUGACCAUGACCUACACCGUCGCACAGGUUCCAGUUCGGAAUCACCCUCUGGGCGUGAGCGGGCCAGAUCUCGCUCUCCCCACAAACAGGAAUACUGCGUCUAUUUGAAAGGACUGCCAUAUGAAGUAGAGAAUAAGCAGAUAUUCGAUUUUUUCAAAAACCUGGACAUUAUAGAAGAUAGCAUUUACAUAGCUUAUGGACCAAAUGGCCGAGCAACCGGAGAAGGUUUUGUUGAGUUUAGGAAUGAAAAUGAUUACAAGGUCGCCCUUAGUUGUCACAUGCAGUUUAUGGGCAGCAGGUUCAUACAGGUUCACCCGAUCACCAAGAAGGGCAUGUUUGAAAAGAUUGACAUUAUCCGAAAAAGGAUGCAGGGUUCUCAAGUUGACCAGAAAGGCAGCUCGUUGGAAGGUGGGGGAAAAGGCUCCAGGACAUGUGCACAUAUCUCAAAUAUUCCGUACAAUGUGUCCAAGAAAGAUGUCCGUCUGUUCUUAGAGGGGAUCCAGCUGUUUGAAGAGAGCCUCAAAGUUCUUGUUGACGGUAAUGGUAACGGUCUUGGUCAAGCUGUAGUACAGUUCAGGUCAGAAGAGGAGGCCCUCAAAGCAGAAAGGCUCCACAGACAGAAACUGAAUGGGAGAGAUGCCUUUGUACACCUGGUGACCUUCGACCAAAUGAAAGAGAUCGAAAGAAACCCACCACCACAGGUGAAGAGGGGACAGAAAAGUCAGGGGGGUGUCCAGACACACGCUCCCGGCCACACCUCAAGCCAUGCCUAUCCUACCAUGGCAGGGGAUGAGUACUCCUUCUUGAGAAACAGCGUAGGUGGUUUAAAUAAUGGACCCCCUUUUGUUACCCCUUUCAGUGGGCCUGGAAAUGGACUAGGGGGUCCACCACCCCCCAUGCCCCCAAUAUCAGGAGCCUUAGGAGAGGUUCCACUGAAUGUUCCUCCACCAAUGGUUGCUAGUCACUUACCUGGUCCAGUGCUAGAGCCUCCAGGCUUCCGACCUGGACCUGGUGGUAACAGUGGUCCACCUGGCUUUGGGCCUGAUGGCAUGAGAGGUAUUCCGCCUUUUGAUAAUGGGCCCAGAAAGAGUGGUGCGCACCCAGGUCGGGGUGGUGGACAGGGCAGGGCGGGUGGUGCCCAGGCUGGAUUUGCCCCAGGGUCUGAAGCAAUGAGAGGCCCCUCUGGUAUAAGCGGAGGCCCAGGGAGCCAACGGCCAACGAUUGUCAAGAUCCAAAACAUGCCGUUCACAGUGACGGUUGAUGAGAUACUUGAUUUUUUCUAUGGUUAUCAGGUGCUGCCUGGCUCUGUGUGCCUUCAGUACAGUGAGAAAGGCAUGCCUACAGGAGAGGCAAUGGUUGCAUUUGAGUCACAUGAUGAGGCUAUGUCUGCAGUCUUGGAUCUUAAUGAUAGGCCUAUUGGCUCACGGAAAGUAAAGAUAACGUUAGGUUAGGUGUCCUGGCAUUACGCUGGUUUUUGUGGAUGAUAGAACAGAAACAGCGCAAUGUACUGUACGUUUCACUAAAACCGAGGUGAAAACUAACAUUGAUUGUUUCAUUUAAUACUAACAGAUGAGUGAAUGUCUGUUCCUCUACCAAAGCAUUCAGGCUUUUGAUUAGUAAAGGAAAGUCAUUGCAUCCGUUUAAGAACCAGGUAUGCUUAUAUGGUAUGCGAGAGUUUUUUGCUUGUAGCAGAGAGAUGUGAGUUACUUGUCGUACUGUAAAGAGUCGAAUCAUCAUUUUUAGUAAAUAUAUAUAAAGAUCCUUAAAAAAAAAAAAAAGUUUGGGCCCCAGAUUAGAUUCUGACUGUAAUAGAUGUGCUGACAUUUUUCCUUUUUAUUGAGAAGCAUGUGAUAUUAUUUUUGAAAACGCCGUGACAGUUUUGUGUAUUUGUAUUUCUGCUGUAGAUCUUACAUUUCACAUUCUUCACCUGUGCUUCUGCCUACAUUUAUUAAUGGUAUGUGCACCAAGGACUGCUGUUCCUGGUGUGUGUGCGGUGCAAGAGCAAAAUGUCUGGGUUGAAUCUUUUUGCUUGUUUUUUCCCCUUCAUGCUGUUUUCUCCCCUAUUAUUAAAUUCCAUGUCAACGUGGUCACUGCUACUGUUUUGAAUGCAUCGCAAUACCUGCAUAAAUCCAUAAAGAUUUGUUAAGGAAUUGAUUUUAUUCCAUUUAAUUGUGUUGCAUACAUCAGAAGACUACGCUGUGUAGAAGUGCUAGCCCCCUGCCACAUCUUGAUUUUUGCAAGCCAUUUCCAAAUACACUAUGUUCUCAAAAUGUGAGUAUUUGUUUUCUAUGAUGUAGUUCCUCUUCGGGAUGCUUCUGUGUUGUUGAACCCAGAUUAAUUGUACUUUCAUUUACCUGGACUUGACUGUGACGCUCCAGCACACAUUUUUAUUUUGCAGUUGUAUAUAUACUGUUCGGCUUACAUAUUUUGUCAAUAAAAAUGGCGUUCCUAAAAUAA